Molecule: messenger RNA, 2205 nt
Organism: Exaiptasia diaphana
Lineage: Eukaryota; Metazoa; Cnidaria; Anthozoa; Actiniaria; Aiptasiidae
Product: cholinesterase 2
Exons: 7
Coding region: 3-1733 (576 amino acids)
Source: RefSeq, a predicted model, not a curated record
UCAUGUCCAAGAUGUCACCGUUAGUGAUUCUUCUACUCAGCGUUGUGUUAAAACAAGGCUCAUCCAUUCAAUACACACCCGUGAUAAGAAUCAMAAGCGGUCCAAUACGAGGUAUUGUCAGCCAGCUCAAUACCGGUGGUACCAUCAGAAAAUAUCUCGGUAUACCUUUCGCUAAAGCAGAGCGUUUUGGUAAACCCACGGACCCAGACCCCUGGACUGACCUCAAAGAUGUAAACACUAAAGGAAAGAUGUGUCCACAGCAAUGGCGAAAAUUCCGUGAUAUGAGCGAAGAUUGUUUGAAUUUGAACGUGUUUGUCCCUGCAGGGUCCGGUUCAUCACUGUCUGUAAUGSUAUGGAUUCAUGGUGGGUCUUUUCGAACUGGUUCGAAUAACUACGAUGGCAGUUAUUUAGCAUCACUUGGCGGGGUUAUUGUAGUAACUAUCAACUACAGACUCAAUGUAUUUGGGUUCUUGGCAACUGGUAAGGAAGUGGGCGACCUUAAAGGAAACUAUGGCAUGUUGGAUCAGAUUCACGCGUUGACUUGGGUCAAAGAUAACAUAAAAGAAUUUGGCGGUAAUCCUAACAAGGUGACCAUAUUUGGCGUGUCUGCUGGGGGUGCUAGUGUCUCGCAUCUGGUUYUAUCMCCUWUGGCAAAAGGWCUUUUCAAAAACGCCAUUCCACAGGCYGGUGAUGCUACUGCCGAAUGGGCGUAUCUUACUUAUAACGAAGCCUCAAGAACAACAAAAUUAGUUGGCAAAGUUCUUGGGUGUGAAAACACCCAGAGAUUGGUGGAAUGCAUGAAGUCCAAGAGUAUUAAAGACAUUGUUAUGAGCAUUAAUAAGAUAAGAGCUUCAGGAGGAAGGUUUGCUCCUGUUAUUGGAGGACCAUUUCAACCUGAAGAAASUCCCGAAGCUUUUCUUACCAAAGGAAAUGUCAAAGUCAACGUUCUGAUUGGAUUCAAUAACGAUGAAGGAACCGUGGUCACUAAUGCAGUUAAAGGGGCAGGGAGCGGCUUCAAUGUCACCAAUGGAUUCGAGAGAUCGGUCUUUGAAUCUGCGCUUAAAGGUGCAAAGGUAAACUGGCUUGUACGAGGUCAAAACAAGGUGAUCAACGAAGCAAUACUCUACCGCUAUACGGACUGGGAUAACGUCACAGAUCGSUAYAGAAACAGAAGAAUGCUUCUAGAUAUGCUUGCAGAUGUUCUCUUCAUUGCUCCUGCAAUCAAGACGGCUAGAGAACUAGUCAAUAAGUCUGUAGUAACGUAUGUAUACCAGCUACAAUACCGCUUUAGCACCGCGUCACGUCCGGUGCCGUCUUGGGUCGGUGCCUACCAUGCCGCCGACAAGUUUAUCAUAUUUGGUCARCCAUUUUCCCUGGCUGCUGCAUCUAACGCUUCAGUUUACACCAAAGAUGCUAACUUUAGUCGAGCAGUGAUAAGAAUGUGGACCAACUUCGCUAAAACAGGGGAUCCCAAUAAACCUGCCGACAUCGGUAUAGUAUGGCCACAGUACGACCUCAAACAACAACAGUUCAUGGCACUUAAACCUAACAUGGCUGUACAAGCGAAACUACGUAACGAUUACGUGGCUUUUUGGAACAGUUUUGUACCAGCAGUCCUUAAGUCGAUGCCUAAACCCUCGCCGUCAUCUCAAGAACACAGUACUGGUUCUGUGAUUGUCAGCGGUUUGAUGACAGCUGUUCUCCCCAUAUUGUAUGCUGGCCUGCUGCCAUGACUAUAGUCACGAUAGAUAUUUUUCAAAUACUUUCGUUUUCAGUUCCACAUUCAAGAUAUAGUAUGUAGCUUGAUCAGUUUAAAUCUUACGCCAGUUUUUAGAAGUUAUAAUACGGCAUCAUUACAUGAGUGAAAUUCAGAUUCUGAUUAAAACUGAAAUGAGUGUGCACUAUAAAUGGGGGGAAUUCCCCGGGAAUCCCCCGACACCAUCAUCAUCCCUCAAGAUGACAUUUGAAACCAAAUGUCUAAAUAAUCAUUGUCCAACGACCCUCACUCACUUCAGUCAUAUUACACUCUGUUURUGAAUUGGUGUAAAACACAAUUGUGAAAAUGCUGAAUUUCCUGUGGACUUUGACCUGAUUUGGUUGUGCGGCAUUGAUUUGAAGUAAGGCCUMAAGUCAAGGGAAAUUUUCCCCCGGGAAAUCCCCUUUUAUAUCUCUGGAUCUAUGAAACAUAACAGAUGUUUACUAUUC